AACAGCUAUCACGCUUUCGAUAUUACCGGCGCGUGAAUUUAUCAAAAUUCCAAUUCAAGAAAAAUUGAACAUCUCUUUGAAAAUAAGCCACUAAUGUGUUGGUAAACUUUUAAACUGUACUAUUAUCUUCAAAGCGUUUUAUCAUUCUGGUGACGUGUUUACGUACGACUGGCUGGAUUAGAUGUCCUUUGGCGCGCUAAAUAAUWGUCUGAACACCUUUUACAUUUCUUUCGAGGUCAUUGACUUCUUAAUCAGAAAUGAAGUAUGAGGAAUAAUGGUUACUAACGAUGUAUUGUGGUGCUGAAUAAGCUUAAACUACGACUUUUGGUAUAACAUUCUUCACUGGAACUCGCAGAAUUUGUUUGGCAAUUCCUCGCAGAUUUGUCAAUUUUAGGCAAAACAUUUGAACAACAAAAUGCGACUUACUCUGAGAAAAGCGGUUCAGCUUUUAUUCUUCCUGUUUUCUUGCUAUGUACUAUACUUUAUUAUAAAUUUGAGACGUUAUAAUUCUAGCUUAGACUCUGUUAUGGAUACUGAACAGGAGCUUGUUGACAUCCAACAACCUAAGUUACUAAUUGGAAAUUUUUGGACGCCAGAAAACAAGAAAACACAUCGAAGUGGUCCUGGAGAAAAUGGUGAACCAGUUCAAACUAAGYCUGCUGAUGAGUCAAAAAAGCAAGAAUCCUAUUCAGAAUAUGGUUUUAAUCAAUAUGUCAGUGAUAAAAUCUCAUUGGAGAGGUCUAUCAAAGACACAAGAAAUGAACUAUGUAAGUCUCGUAAAUACCUCACAAAGCUACCUAAAGCUAGUAUUGUGAUUGUAUUCCACAAUGAAGGAUGGUCAACUUUGCUACGAACUGUUCAUACAGUGCUUUUAAGAUCGCCACCACAAUAUAUUGAAGAAAUUGUCAUGGUAGAUGACUUUAGUACCAAAGAUCACCUCAAACAGAAACUAAAAGAUUACACAGACAAACUUGGCAAAAUCAAAAUAGUAAGAACAAAAGAGCGUGUUGGCUUGAUUAAAGCAAGAGUUAUAGGAGCAGACAAUGCGGUUGGAGAAGUCGUCAUUUUUUUAGACGCCCACUGUGAAGCAAACAAAGGAUGGCUGCCWCCUUUACUUGAGCGGAUUGCACUUGACUCCAAAACUGCUGUUUGUCCUACAAUUGAUUUUAUUGAUCAUAAUACAUUCCAGUAUAAACCUAUGGAUCCAUUGAUCAGAGGAACUUUUAACUGGAGGUUUGAUUACAAAGAAAGAGCUCUUACUCGUGAAAUGCUGGCAAGGAGAAAAGAUGCAACGGAGCCUGUCAAAUCACCUGUAAUGGCUGGAGGCUUAUUUGGAAUAAAUAGAGAAUACUUCARAACUCUUGGCCAGUAUGAUCCUGGAAUGUUUAUAUGGGGAGGGGAGCAAUAUGAGAUAUCCUUUAAGCUUUGGCAGUGUGGUGGRCAGUUGGAGAAYAUUCCUUGUUCAAGAGUUGGUCAUGUUUACCGUCAUCAUGUUCCAUAUUCCUACCCUAAGCAUGAUGCUACCUUGGUCAACUUCCGUCGUGUUGCUGAAGUUUGGAUGGAUGAAUACAAAGAUUGGUUGUAUGAUAGAAGACCUGACCUCAAGUCUGUUGAUCCUGGGGAUAUAAGUGACAGAAUUGCUCUCAGAAAGAGACUAAAAUGUAAAAGCUUUAAAUGGUAUUUAGAGAAUGUGGCCAAUGACACAGUCAAAACAAAAUAUGAGCCUUUGAGAGCUAAUGGAGAGAUUCGGAAUCCUGCAAGUAAACUGUGUAUUGACAGCAUGGGAAGAAAGAAUGGAAAUGUGGGUAUGACUCAUUGUCAUGGACAGGGAGGUAACCAGGCAUUUCAAUAUACCUAUAUAAAGGAAUUCAAGACAGAUGAGACAUGUUUUGAUGUCCAUGACUAUGUAUCGGGGGCUAAAGUUGAUCUUUUCCCAUGUCAUGAAAUGAAAGGCAAUCAAGAAUUUGAAUAUACCAAGGACAAUGUUUUUCCCAAGGUGUACAAUGACCAUUCUGGUAUUUAA
This is a messenger RNA of Exaiptasia diaphana, 2023 nucleotides long. Its product is annotated as polypeptide N-acetylgalactosaminyltransferase 10. The coding region runs from base 416 to 2023 and encodes 535 amino acids. The record is from RefSeq and is a predicted model, not a curated record. The transcript has 8 exons. NCBI's taxonomy places the organism in Eukaryota, Metazoa, Cnidaria, Anthozoa, Actiniaria, Aiptasiidae. Gene Ontology annotation, cellular component: Golgi apparatus.